GUUUUUUGGUUGGAGCUUCUGCCCAUUUGACCGACCUCAGCUGAUUUCUCCAGCAAAAGCACUGCUCUCUCUCUCUCUCCGUCUAGAUUCUUCACUUUCACAUGUCCUUUUAAUCCCUAAAUACCCCCUCCACUGUCGCCCUCUCUCUCGUUUCGAUCGAGGGCAUCGAUCCCUCUCUCCUCAAAAGCCCCAAUCUCAAAACCCUAGAAAUCUCGCUCCGACCCCCCCAACAAUUUCGACCCUAUUCUACGCUCAAGUAUAUAUUGUGCUGGCAGAGCUUGAUUGGAGGGACCGUAUAUCAUAGCAUGAGCAUAUUUCUACUUUCCUUCUAUCUAACUGUGAAUUUAGAGUUCUCCUUCGCUCUAGUAUCAUGUCCUCAAAGAGAAGCAAGGUGUUUAAUUUAAAUUAGGACAUCCUGGGAGCCCAUUUAUUUGGCAAGUCAUUUAUACAAGUGAAGCUUCAUAAGUGGUUUUGGAGUUUUUUUUAGCUUGAUCUUUGUAUUUGGUUGCAUCUUUUCAUUGGUCCGUUCGUUCUUGCACGAUGCCCGUGAUACGAAAGCUAUAUGAAGCAUGUAAAGCAUCAUUUUCUCCCAAUGGACCUAUAUCAGCUGAAGCUCUUGAAAAAGUUCGAGCUCGUUUAGAUGACAUAAAGCCAGCCCACGUGGGUCUUGAACAGGAUGCUCAACUAGUACGAGGGUGGAAACCUACAAAUCCUUUGAAUGGGAAAAAAAGCCGAAAUGGGAGCAGUCAGUAUUUGCCUCCGAUUCAGUAUUUGCACAUACACGAGUGUGAAAGCUUCUCUAUCGGAAUAUUUUGCAUGCCUCCUUCUUCCAUUAUACCUCUUCAUAAUCAUCCUGGAAUGACUGUCUUGAGCAAGCUUCUGUAUGGCACUUUGCAUGUCAAGUCAUAUGACUGGAUUGGUACAGAAGGAUCACUUGAUCCAUCCAAAGCAAGACCUGCAAAGCUUGUUAGAGAUGGCGAAAUGUCAGCACCAUGUGGAACAACAGUUCUUUAUCCUACUACUGGUGGUAAUAUCCACUGCUUUAAAGCUAUAACCCCGUGUGCGCUCUUCGACAUUUUAACGCCCCCUUAUUCAUCAGAGGAUGGGCGACAUUGCUCAUAUUUCCGGAAGUUACCAAAAAAGGAUCUAUCUGAUGACUAUAUAGAAUACGCAGAAAGUAUUUUACCGGAUGGGAUGAAGGCUUCUGAAGUGGGUUGGUUGGAAGAGUAUCAGCCUCCAGAUAGUUUUGUGAUCAGGAGAGGGUUGUAUAAAGGCCCUGCUCUUAAAAUUUAGAGAUAUAAAGUUGGUGUAAACUUCCAUUAGUUAGAUUGGUUCCCAGUGGUAACAUAGAGUUUCGGCCCCGUCAUAAUUGGGCUGUCAUAUGAGCUGUGAAUAAUUUAUUAGAAUAAUUAGUUUCAUUAUAUGCAGCAGCAGGGCAUUUGUCAGUAUAAAUCACAAUUUGUUCACUUUUAUCGUCAACAACUGACGAGGAAUAAUAUUAGGGUUUGGUCGUGUGUUGGCAAUGGA
This is a messenger RNA of Asparagus officinalis (garden asparagus), 1527 nucleotides long. RefSeq names its product plant cysteine oxidase 4-like. The transcript has 6 exons. Gene Ontology annotation, molecular function: oxidoreductase activity, acting on single donors with incorporation of molecular oxygen, incorporation of two atoms of oxygen. Lineage: Eukaryota; Viridiplantae; Streptophyta; Magnoliopsida; Asparagales; Asparagaceae. The coding region runs from base 541 to 1293 and encodes 250 amino acids. The record is from RefSeq and is a predicted model, not a curated record.